AUGGCGUGGGUGAGAAGAUAUUUAAGGCUGCCGCAGGAAUUGCGACCCUCGGAAGUUUUCAAGCAGGAUUCACUCUCGCCACUCAAAAUUACAAUACAGAUUGUCCUUUUACAACUGUUCUACUACGCCACUGGAUAUGUUUUGUUUUAUGGAUGGUCGAGACUUGGAGGUUAUGAUGUACCAAUAAGCCAGUGGCUUUUUUCUUGGGAGCCAAUAGAUUUUUCAAAUUCGCUAGGAUUGACGUUGUCAGUGCUAUGGCUUCUGGAUUCGCUCAUAUGCGUGCUGUUCUUGACAGUACUUGUUGGCCGCAGCAAGCUGGCUUGGGAUUUCGGCAUCACAAUACAUGCUGUCAAUUUGCUGAUAGUGUGGAUCAAAACAGGCAGAUGGCCCAGUCUGUCGUGGUUCGUGGUGCAACUGCUGUCGUCUCUGAUCCUCGUGUUCUUGGGAACGUGGUCCUCACGGUGGAGAGAGCUUAGAGACACAUUUUUCGAUGGCCUGGUAGACCCACAAACAACCUCAUCUGCAUAUCCCGCCAAAUCCCGCACUGAACAGACUCCGCAAGACGGUGUCGAGAUGAAAGAUUUGGAGGCUCAAAAGUGA
Lachancea lanzarotensis is the source of this 600-nucleotide messenger RNA. RefSeq names its product LALA0S06e02762g1_1 (gene SYS1). Gene Ontology annotation, biological process: protein localization to Golgi apparatus; Golgi to plasma membrane protein transport; Golgi to endosome transport. The transcript has a single exon. The record is from RefSeq and is a predicted model, not a curated record. Bases 1 to 600 code for a protein of 199 amino acids. Lineage: Eukaryota; Fungi; Ascomycota; Saccharomycetes; Saccharomycetales; Saccharomycetaceae. Gene Ontology annotation, cellular component: Golgi membrane; trans-Golgi network.